Molecule: messenger RNA, 3490 nt
Organism: Sinocyclocheilus anshuiensis
Lineage: Eukaryota; Metazoa; Chordata; Actinopteri; Cypriniformes; Cyprinidae
Gene: znf518a
Product: zinc finger protein 518A
Exons: 3
Coding region: 103-2754 (883 amino acids)
Source: RefSeq, a predicted model, not a curated record
GAGCUGCUCUUGUCCCCGGAUUGAACUGUCAUGGCUGCCGCGCGCUGUUGACUGACUGUGGUUGGACGGGAGGCGGAAAAGCGCUGGCUCUGUACAUCCAAUAUGAAUGGGGUCAAUGCCAACCCUGACGCUCAGGUUGGGAAUGAAGAGAGGGGCAUUUGGCAUAAACGCCUGCGUCUCAGGAAGACCUCCUUUUCAUUCCCUACUGAACGAAACACUGUGAAACAGGAGAGGAAUGUUACAGCACAUGGAUGGAAAGUAAAAGGGAAGUCCAAGAAGCGACCUCAAAGUCUUCAGGCGGUGAACACCUUCACCUGCUCCUCGUGCAACGACGGCAUCUCCUUCAGACCCGGCGAAUUAACAAUGCAUUUUAAGAUCGUCCACGGAGGGAAAGGAAGCCCACCGGUGUUUCCGUGCGACAUGUGUGGUUUCUCCUCGCCGGUGUUCACUACGCUUCAGCAGCACCGAAUGCAACACGAGGAUUGUUUGUUCGCUUGUGAGAUUUGUGAUGACAACGUCCAGCGAACACUUCCCCAACUGACCAAACAUUGUCAAACUCACCAUGCUCUAAACGCACAAUACUACUGUCUGAAAUGCAAACUCUCCUUCCAGGAGAUUAAGCAGUUUGUGUGUCACUCGUGUUGCAUUACUGAUGGCAAUGCACAGAAAAACGAUCUCUUAAAGCACAUGGCUGCUGCGUGCCGUCAAAGGUGGAGCCGAAGAAAUUGGUGGAGAAAGCGGGCAGCUGUUAAGCAAGACGGUAAGCUGUCUCGAGAGUUCAAGUACUUACUUCCAAAACCAGAACCCCAAUGGAUGUCCCCAUUGCUCCCGUUCUCCACACCCGGUCUACUGGACGACCACGGCGUCUUGCUGGAUCCAGAGAAGACCUUGGAGGAAACGCAGCAGUUUCUCGAAAGGACUGUUUGUAGUGGUAAAAACUGGCCUGCAUCUCUCAAAGGCGAGCAAGAUUUUGUUUCUCACACGCCAACAACACCCCAUCCGUCACAAGCAAAUGCAAAGCGGUCUACCGCACCACACACUGGGAAAGAUAAGCUAAGCGGACUCAUGGAGAAGAACAAUAUAUCUGUUCCCCUAGAUUGCACUACAAAGGUGGUCGGGUUCAAGAUGGUGGACGGCAAAAAGCAUUUAGUUCUCAAAGUCAUUCCUUCAAACAAGCGAGACGAUUCGAAGGAUGCUCACACUGUGAAACCUGCCAAUCAGCAAGACGAAUCCAAUGAUAUUUCAACUGUUAAUGCCUCAGGAAACUGUUCUCAGGUGACGCCUAGAAGGUCUUCGUCCCAAAGAAAGAAGCAGGAACGAUGUGUAGCUCAGCAGGGCAUUUUGUCUUCAGUGGUUGAGAGGAUAAAAAGCCAACAGAAUGAUGGAUGCAACAAUCAGGAACAUGCAACUAUUCAUCUCAAUGCAUGCAACGCCUUCAACCAUAAUUCCGAUAUUCAAACUCCCCAUGCAAAAAGAGCGAAUGACUGCCAAGACAAAGCCUUCAGUGAAUCCGAGGAAAACUUUGCCGCAUGCCAAGGAGAUUCAGGUUGUCAUAGCGAUCUGACCUCGGAUACAGGUUCUUUGGAAGAAAGGUGUAGUUCACGACUCCUUACAACUGCGUUUGAUGAAGAACCCAGUCUUGCACUAGAUUCAAACUUCAUUCGCCAUCAGCCGAAAGCAUGCUCCAUCUCUGGGUUUGAUUGCGUGAGUCCGUCCUCUGGAUCUCCCCUGAAGGCUCUGCCUGAGUCUUUGUGUCAAAGUGAAGGCCUGUUAUUCCAUGGCAAUGCUGACGAGUGCACAAACAACAUGGACCCCAGAGAUUCUCUGGUCCCGGUGGGUCAGCGCGACUGUGAGAGCGAAAGCCGCAGCACUCCAGACCUGCUUCACACGGUGGAUGAGCUGCCUUUAACAACAGUCAACCAUUUGCUGGAUGAGGCGAGAGCGGAUCGGACGUUAUCGCCACACGCCAGCUCUGAUGAACCUCUGAAAGAUUUAACACACGCUGGAGGUACAAGCCAGCGAUCUGAGCCGGUCAAUGCCAGCAUCUUCUCUCUCCUGCCUGAUGAUGCAAACUCUUCCACACCUGUCCCAGAAACAGCUUCUGGAUUCAGCGAGUCAGGCAUCCUUCUCGCAUCGCUGAACAGAAAGCGCAUGGGAGAAACGUCCUCGGCGGACUCUCCCGUCAGUAAGCGAUCGACUCGGGCCUCGGAAGACGUCAGCGCCUCCGUUCUCUUCUGGGAGCCGGUGCCUCGAGACACUCCGGCGACCCUUCGACUGAUUCCCCACAGCUCCUCGCAAUCCGUUAAAAUCCCACGCCACAACCAGCCUGUCAUAGUUCUCAACCAUCCCGACACUGAUAUCCCCGAGGUCACAAACAUCAUGAAAGCGGUUCACAAGCACAAAGACGCCGUGCAUCGCGUCGUACUUUCUCGUAAAACUCUCCGAGCUCUUUCUGAGUUUAACUGCGACGCCUUUCGCCAUAAUCUCGUCGCCAAUUGCCACGCGUCCCACCACAGGAGAGAAUGGCCAAACGGGACCGUUAAAGAAAGGUUCAGCUUGAAACUGAGGCUCAAAAGAGUGUGUGGAAGAAAGUACACUGUAGUACCGACAGUGUCGGAGAGCAUCGUGCUGCAGCCGACGUUUAGAUGCUGGUUUUGCGGGCGGCUUUUCACAAACCAAGAAACCUGGGUGGGUCACGGACAGAGACAUCUAAUGGAAGCAACCAGAGGCUGGAACCAGCUCUUCAACAGAUAGAAAUGCGUUCAUUUUCCCGCAUUAGCCAUUUUUAAGAAGUGCUGUGAAGAAUCAGGGUUGCUAUGCAAAUCUCAGGGUAAGAGAAAUACAGUUGCGGUCCAAAUCUGUUUCGUUCUUUGUAGUGAUAAACCCUUCUCGGGCGAUUGAAUAUUUAUGAUGACACGAGCAAGCAAUAUUUAUUUUGUUCCACAAUGUGAGACCUAAUAGAUGACAAAUCACUGUGUUUUGAUACGGUCAGACCAAAUCCUUCUCGCACGAUACUGUGAUAGAUCAGGUUUUGUGAGAUUAUUGCAGAGACCUCAGGGUAAUAUUGUCAUAUUCCACUCUGUUAGCUUAAUACUAAUAGAAGAAGUGUGUUGACCUUCACUUCACGCUGAACAACGAGUGAUUGAGCAGUAAGACAUCGGUUUGUCUUAAUACUUUAUGUAGCUUUGCAUUAUUUUAUUGUUUUAUUUUUGACGUUUAAAACUGUCGUUUAACCAUUACUGCUUUACUAAUCAUCUUUCAGAAGACUGAAAAAUGUUCACAGAACUGGUUGAUUCUGUUUGUAGGAGGCUACGGAUCUGGUUUAGCUUCCUCUGUCAUGUUGCCGGUAUAUUUAGCAUUAGUUUCAAACUACACCUGUAUGCGAGAGCAUAUGUUGACGCAGCAUUGGUGAAGCAUCACUGAAAUAAUGUUUUGUAUUUAUGUGAAUGGGCUAUAUUUAUUUUUCAGCGUGCAGUCGGCUGAUAAGUUA